GCGAAACGCGAAGGCGGUCAUCUCCGAACUCGAUCCCGUCGAUGGAUCGCUUCCUUCUCGUUGUUACAAAAUUGCAAUAAAGAAGAAAUCGAUCGAGAAAAAGAGAUGCAGUUCCAGGAACCCUAGAAGUUCUUCUCCUAAUCCGUUGACCCUAGGAAGAAUAACUGUGUCUGCUCGGGUUUACUUUGAUUGAGGCCGGCCGUGUGUUCGCUUGGUUGGGGGUUUAAGCGUUGGAGGUGGUGGCUGGUGAUGGGCGCGACGGGGUCUAAGCUGGAGAAGACCCUCGGAGAGCAGUUCCCCGAAGGAGAGCGGUAUUUUGGCCUAGAGAACUUCGGCAACACCUGCUACUGCAACAGCGUCUUGCAGGCACUUUAUUUCUGUGUCCCAUUCCGUGAUCAGUUGCUGGAGUAUUAUGACAACAAAAAAAGUGUUAUCGAGGCAGACGAAAACCUUCUCACAUGUCUGGCUGAUCUGUUUUCCCAGAUCUGCUCUCAAAAGAAGAAAACUGGCAUUGUCUCUCCUAGGCGUUUUGUACAAAGAGUAAAGAAAGAAAAUGAGCUCUUCCGCAGCUAUAUGCAUCAGGAUGCUCAUGAAUUUUUGAAUUUUUUGCUCAAUGAACUUGUUGAUAUUCUGGAGAAAGAGUGCAAUAAUGCAAAGUCUUCUCCUGAAGGCUUAUCUUCAUUAGAUAAAGUUGCAAAUGGUUCAGACAAUUCUCUAGCAAAUGGUGUAAAGAAAGAACCCCUUGUUACAUGGGUUCAUAAAAGUUUUCAGGGUAUUUUAACGAAUGAAACAAGAUGCCUACGGUGUGAAACUGUUUCUGCAAGAGAUGAGACAUUCUUUGACUUAAGCCUCGACAUCGAACAAAACAGUUCCAUAACAAGUUGUCUCAAGAAUUUUAGCUCAACAGAGACUUUAAAUGCGGAGGAUAAGUUCUUCUGCGAUAAAUGCUGCAGUCUGCAGGAGGCUCAAAAAAGGAUGAAGAUCAAGAAGCCACCAAAUGUCCUAGUCAUGCAUCUCAAGCGCUUCAAAUACGUUGAGCAACUCGGCCGUAACAAGAAGCUUUCCUACCGGGUUGUCUUCCCCUUGGAGUUGAAACUCAACAACACCAUCGAAGAUUCAGACAUUGAGUAUUCACUCUUUUCUGUUGUGGUUCAUGUUGGAAGUGGUCCCAACCACGGUCACUAUGUCAGCCUCGUGAAGAGCCAUAACCAUUGGCUGUUCUACGAUGAUGAACAUGUAGAGAUAAUUGAUGAAUCCACCAUGCAAACCUUCUUUGGGUCUGCUCAGGAAUACUCGAGUCACACUGAUCACGGGUAUAUCUUGUUCUACGAGAGUCAUACUAGCACGAGCUGAAGAGUAAUGAUCAGGCAUUGAUGCAGUGUAUAGUCGAUUAUAGAAGUUCAUACUCUUUUUUUUAUGAAUAAUAAUAAGGAAUUCACAUGAUCAUGAAACAUUCAUAUAGGAGAGGCCAGAGUUUGUUGUAUGUAUGACAAUUGAAAUGUACCCCUUUUUUUCGCCUAUGGGUUAGAUUAUGAUAUGUUUUUUUUUUAAAA
This is a messenger RNA of Zingiber officinale, 1553 nucleotides long. Its product is annotated as ubiquitin carboxyl-terminal hydrolase 4-like. NCBI's taxonomy places the organism in Eukaryota, Viridiplantae, Streptophyta, Magnoliopsida, Zingiberales, Zingiberaceae. The transcript is spliced from 6 exons. The record is from RefSeq and is a predicted model, not a curated record. Bases 250 to 1353 code for a protein of 367 amino acids. Gene Ontology annotation, cellular component: cytosol; nucleus. Gene Ontology annotation, molecular function: cysteine-type endopeptidase activity; cysteine-type deubiquitinase activity. Gene Ontology annotation, biological process: protein deubiquitination.